Alternaria atra is the source of this 963-nucleotide messenger RNA. RefSeq lists its product as uncharacterized. The record is from RefSeq and is a predicted model, not a curated record. The transcript has 2 exons. The coding region runs from base 1 to 963 and encodes 320 amino acids. Lineage: Eukaryota; Fungi; Ascomycota; Dothideomycetes; Pleosporales; Pleosporaceae.
AUGAGCUACGCAGAGGCCAACCGUCGGUAUUUCGAUGCCAUAUCUGACUCCUACGACUCCAAGCCUUGGUUCAAAGUCGUCAACGACCGAGUCGCCGACGCCCUCCGCUCUGACCUAACCUGGGUAGGUAUCCCCUUCACCAACACAGGAUCCAACACAGAAGCCAGUCAAGUCCGUCUUCUGGACUAUGCGUGCGGAACAGGCCUCAUGACACGUGUCUUCGGGCCCUACGUCACCAAAACCCAGGGUAUCGACAUAUCACCCAAGAUGGUCGAUACAUACAACACGCGUGCCCGCGACGCCGGAAUCUCUGAAGAUGUUGUCAGCGCCGUGGUGGGCGACUUGUUCAUCAAAUCUGACCCUGUGCCAGAACCGCUGUCAGGACCAGAAUUCUGGAACUUUGAUCUUGCGACUGUGGGAUUUGGGUUCCACCACUUCGAGGAUGUGGUAUUUGCUGCUAGUCAGUUGAAGGAGAGGUUGAGGCCAGGUGGUGUAUUGGUCAUCAAUGAUUUUUUGGAGGGAGGAGAUUUGUUGGCUGGCGAGGAUGGGAAGCCGAUCGAGGGGAGUGAGGGGAAUCACGCUGUGCACGAUCAUAAGCAUGGUCAUGAUCAUGGAGGGCAUGGACAUCAUCACAGUCAUGGCGAGGAGAAGGCUUCCAACUCGCACAGUCACCACCAUCAUGGGCAUCAGCACCACCAUAACGCUGAGCAAAAGCACGACAUCGGUGACAGCACGCCUGAGUUUCGCAAAAAGAUGGAAGCUUCUAUCGUAGUCCCGCACUUCACUAUCGAAGGCGUAAAGCAAUUUUUCACUGAAGCCGGAUUCGUGGAUGUUGACGUCAAAACGAUGAAGGAGAGGAAUUACAUGGAGUUUGCUGGCAAGAAACUGUGGCGCACGAUCUUGUUUGCCAGAGGCCGGAGACCGAUUGAAGGGCAAGCCGAUGUAGGAAAGAGUGAGCUGUAA